AACUUGUAUCUAGCCAGUACUGUUGACCUGGAAUUGGAACAUUCGUUCGAUUCAGGUCGCUCCUUCCAACCAUUCAAACAGUUCACUCUACGUCCCACAACUGGUGUCCUCACAAUUUCCGGCACGAGCCCACAAUCCAGUCGUAACUUGGGCAGAGAUUCUUUGCUGAUGCUGCCACAGUCAGGUGAUCUAUACGUUGUUCGUAUCAACAUAACCAAAAUCGACAGUUUGGAGUCGUCUGUCUUAAUGUGUCAGCUGUUAGCCUCUCAAAUGAAACUCAAUCUCGUUUUGAGUGUAAAUGACCAAGGAAACCCAGUUGCUGUGCAUGUAUCCACGCCGCGAUAUGAUUGUCUUUCAGAAGAUGCCUUGUCAAGUCUUCUUGCCUCUGGUCUCCCAGAGAUUUCGGUGAAUUUGGAUGUGCAAAAACCGACCAACGGAUCUAAGCCGGAAACGUUGAAGUAUCUGCAGCGGUUAGAAAAACAACGGGAGGAGAUGGCCCGGGCUCAGAAGGAAGACAACCGGUCGUUUUUUGCCAAAUAUUGGACGUACAUCGUACCGGCAGUGAUAAUCUUCAUAAUCUUUUCAAGCAUUCAGGAUGCUCAAUCCUCCGGUGGUCGACAGUGAUAUUCAGCUUGGACAACAUUUCCAGCACGUCUCUAAGGGAAUGCGUUGUCUCUUUUUGAAUCUGUACAGCCAGACAGACGUGGAAUGAUUUGUAUAAUCUCUUGUAAUUUACGAAUCUGGUUGGUUCCCUUUGAGGAAUCCAUGCAAACAUGUUCGUCUUUGUUUGCUAUAAAUUCCCCUCUUUUGAAAUUAUUUUUUUCACUCGUCUUGCCCGUACCACCGUUUCUGUGUUGUAGCCUGGGGAUCCUGUUCACACAAGUGUAAAACAACGAAGUUACAGCAGCUGGGCUAACUGGAUCUUAUUUUGCCGUAUAGCCCCAAAGUAUAUAGAACUCACUGGUCACUGAUCUUAUGCUACCAGCUUAGUUUGCAUCAUCCGUUUUUAACCUCAACUGACUGAGUAACUUGAUCUCAUCUGUAUUUUAUAUACACCCUCGUCCACAAUAUCUUUUGGAAGCCUCUGAAGAUUUAUUGGGAAAAUGAGCACAUGAUAAUCUUUCAAUUUCUCAUCUACACAAAACACUGAUUUUCAGGGCUCUAGAAAAUAC
Opisthorchis viverrini is the source of this 1172-nucleotide messenger RNA. RefSeq lists its product as hypothetical. Lineage: Eukaryota; Metazoa; Platyhelminthes; Trematoda; Opisthorchiida; Opisthorchiidae. The annotation marks the transcript as partial. The transcript has 6 exons. The record is from RefSeq and is a predicted model, not a curated record.